Linum trigynum is the source of this 2828-nucleotide messenger RNA. NCBI's taxonomy places the organism in Eukaryota, Viridiplantae, Streptophyta, Magnoliopsida, Malpighiales, Linaceae. The record is from the annotation of a GenBank genome assembly.
CUUUCAAUGAUUUCUUUAGAUUAGUAGUAAUCCCAUAAAAUAUGAAAACUGCAUUAUGGAGUUGCAUUUGGAUUGGCAUAGUUAUGACUCGUGGCACAUUGAAAUGUUAACAAAACCGCCAUAAACUAACUCUUGUUUUAAGGGUAGGGCCGUAAAGAUGCUUAAAUGGAACAUGAACUCUUCUCUAAUCUCUAGGUCCAAUUGGUGUGUUGAGGAUUGGAAACUAGAAUAAGCUUUUGUAAUGUAAUGUGUCAUGAAGCACCACAUCUACUCUUUUAGGUUUUACUGAAUGAUGGGUAGCUAAUUUCCUACGUCGCAAGGCCUUGAAAUGUAGUAGGUAGUGGUGAAAGACUUUGUAUGUGAGAGAGUUGGAUCGACAUAGAAGUCUAUACCUCUUGCUGCUUAACAUUUUCUAGGCCUCGUUGCAGCAACAUACUUGAAUCAUUGUGUUUGCCUUAUAGGGUGUCUGGAAUUGCUGUUAUAUUUUGAGUAAUUUUUAUGCUUGAUUGGUUGGCAAUCUACGUUGAUCGCCUUUUCGAGUUUGUUAGCAAUGAAUCUUGCUGUACCUCCGUACUGAAAUACAUUUCCUGAUGAUUGACGAAUUGCUGGCUGGCAGUGAACUGGGCUUGUCUGAUGAUGAAUUCGACAACGGCCGGGAAAGAAGUUGUUCGUGCAAUAUUAUGUGACACAGAUUCAGAGGGGGGCCUAAAAUUUUCAGCUUUGCUUUGGAGGUGAGAGAAGGUUGAAGCUUUUUUUGCUGAACGAUGACAGGGGAGAGGCACCUUGUUUGUACAUUUCCUGCUAACUGAGGUACCUCUGCUGUUGUUCUCGAAGAAUGAAAGGGCUGUGAGAGUUUGUUUAGAUGGGGAAUGAAAGCUUGGGAAUGUGAUUCGAGGUGGAGAAAAAAAGUUUGUCUCUUUUUCUUUCUUUUUUCGAUUCGAGCCUCUCUUUGGGAGGAAGUUGAUCAUUUUUCAAUCGUUUUCUUUCCUUUUCUAUUCAUUUUUUUCUUCUGUUGGGUUAGAGAAGGGGGGAAAAAGGAGAGAGAGAGAAGAAGAAGAAAUGGGGUUUCAAUUUUGUUGGUCUUCUUCCUUAUUCUUAAGUUGUUUUUGUGAUGAUAUUUUCAAUUCGGUUGUUUCCUUUUUCUUCCCCAGAUUCUUGGUGGUGUCAAUUGUUUGUGUUUUGGUUCCUUAUUCAUCAGUAUGUUAUGGAAUAAUAUGUUCCAAUUCUUUCGAAUAGCUGGUCAAUGCGGGGUUUCUUCACGUUAAAUUGAAUUGGAGACGGUCUGGUAUCCACAAUUAUGAAUUUGGUUGCCAUUCCUACACUCGCAGUACAGGGCUAGAUUCAAAUUCGGAACCUCGAGACUGAAAACAAACAAUAACAUUGCUAAAUCGAGCUUAUAUCGAAACUUUGAGUAAUCAACUAUCGAUUUACUAUCUAUCUAUGAAAAAACGAAAAAAAAGCGCCCUUUUGGUUUUAGACAAGUAGUGUGGAUAUAUGAAAUUCCAGAAACUUGGCGCCACAUUAUCCACACACAUCAUUUUGUGCUUCCUGAUAACGCCGGCCCCUCACUGCUCACACAACCAAUCCCCAAUUUCCGCCCUAAAGAAACGAAGGAGACUUUGCUCGGCAUCAAACGGGGCAGCCAUGUCAGUUUCGUCUCCAUUCCCGUCGCCUUGCUCCGCCGCAUCUCCCUCUACUUCGGCCGCCGUUUCUUCCUCAACCUCCGUGCGUCUCAGAAUCUCCACCGCCACCGCCGCCGCCGCCAGGCCAUAUUCUUACUACCACGGGGUUUCGAUUCGGAGCUCGCAAGCGGAAGGCCCGAUUCGGAGACCCGUCGCGCCGUCGCUCAGGGAGCCGUCGCCGCCGUCGUCGGCUUCCACUCCGUUGAAGCCCGUCCCUCCUUCCCCUCCAUCUUCUUCACCCCCGCCGCCGCCGCCGGUGGGUUCCGCCUCGCGAUUGGGCGUCGCGGAGGGUAAGGGCGUGGUGACUUUGGAGUUCCAGAGGCAGAAGGCUAAGGAGCUGCAGGAGUAUUUCAAGCAGAAGAAGCUCGAGGAAGCAAAUCAGGGUCCUUUCUUCGGGUUCAUUGGGAAAAAUGAGAUUUCUAAUGGAAGAUGGGCGAUGUUCGGUUUUGCUGUUGGGAUGCUGACGGAGUAUGCAACAGGGUCGGACUUCGUUGAUCAGGUCAAGAUCCUUCUCUCCAAUUUCGGAAUCCUAGACCUGGACUGAAAGAAAGCUCUCUCUCACACGAAAUGGAGCCUCGAGUACAUUUUGAUUGUUGUAUAAGUUUCUGUACCAUAUGUCGAUGUGUAUUUUUGCAACUUCUGCUUUCCCAUUGUUCAUUGUUUGUUCAUCAUCCUGAGAACUCUGCUUACUUGCUCUUUUCAAUUGAGCUGCAUGCAAACGAAGCACAGAUUGUUUGUUGCUUACAGUGAAACACAUACAAAUAUGUAAACUCCUAUAAGUCUUGCAAGCGGAAAAGGGCAAGUUUGUAGAAUUGCCAUGGCAUACAUUUCCCCUACCCACAGGCAAUAGGAAAAUUAGCAAAGCUUACUACAAGCACUGGCUUAGUUAGGAAUUAAGGAACAACUGGGGAUUAGUUCUACAAAUGCGAGUUUGAGACAAGAAGAGAGGAGUUUGAGGUGUGAGUGGUGCCUGAUUUUUUUUUUGUUAGAUUUUCUAAGGUGUGGAAGAAAUCAAUGGAGAGAUAUGGAUGACUUUGGCGAUCUACGCUCCUCCUCCCAAGUUAGUAAUGAUAUAGGAGAUUAUGUAUGUAAAUGUAGAAAGAGUUGUAGCGAGACACGGUUUAGACAUAAAUUCAUGUGUAGUGA